Pelodiscus sinensis (Chinese soft-shelled turtle) is the source of this 4302-nucleotide messenger RNA. The record is from RefSeq and is a predicted model, not a curated record. Lineage: Eukaryota; Metazoa; Chordata; Testudines; Trionychidae.
GCCGGACUAUCAGGAGUGCUGAACUAUUGGAUGCCGGACUAUUGGAGUUUUACUGUAGAUGUAAUUUGAUCAGAUUUCUGUAAAAAGAUCUCAGUAGAUAUUUCUAGUUCUACCUAUUUGAGUAGAAGUUAGGUACUUUAGUUGUCUUGUAUUGACUGCUCUACUUAGUUCAAUAGCUCAAACGACUGAAGUAAAUAAAUCAUAUUGGGGUUGAUAGGUGGGGAGAAAAAUUAAUUUAUUGCACCUCAGUAUGUUAUGUGUCCAUAUACAAUUUUAAAAUUGUGAUAAAAGUCUUAUAUUUCUAUGUUUUGUUCUGCAGUGGAUUAAAAUAAUUUAAUUACAUUUUUACAAUCCUAUUUAUGUAGGAUUGUUUGUGACCUUUGGUCCCUGGUACACAAGGCUUGACAAUUACGGCAAUCUACUCGCCCAGGGCGAGUAGAUUUUAGAGUGGCACGGCACCACAGCGUGAUCAGCGCAUGGGCAACAUGGUCUGCGCAUGUGCAGCGUGCCAGACCGCACGGUUGGUGAGCGGGGCUCGCGCCGCUUGACAAGCCCUGCUGAUACACAUACAAUAUCCAGCUCCUUAAUCUCUAACCAAUCAUCAGAUACAAAAUGUGGUCAUCGAUAUGAACUGACAUCACACUAUUAAUAGAAAGCAGGUAGGUAUUCAGUCAUGUCAUCCAACUAACUCUGUUACCCAAGUAAUCUUUUUUUGGUAACUUCUGCAUUAAACUAUUGUAUAUAUAGAAAGUUUUGAUCAAUGUUUUCUGGAAUUAUACUGCAAAUAGUUUUCUCUGAUUUACAUAAGCAUUUCUAAAUAUUUCAAUACUAGUUAAAUUGGACUAGUUGCUGGAAAGUGUUUUCAUCAAUGAUUCAAUAUCCUUGUAUAACACAAUGACUAUGCCCAUGAAAUGCAUCCUUUAUCAGUGGAGUAUAAUUGAAUAUGAAUAUGAGAGAAUAGUAAUUUGACUUUUGAGACACUGUCACUGGAAGUGUUCAAGAUGAAACAAGAUAAAAUUCUCUGGUCAGCUAAAACCAUGUUACACAGCAUAAGCAGCACAAAUUGACCUUAAUUUGUAAGAGAGGGCCAUUGGUGAAUCCAUUGGUGCUGGUGAAUUUCUGCCAGACAGAAAGCAGGAAAAAGCAGCUCUGCCACUUCCUGCACUACCUCCAUUGGUAGUGUAGCCCUACCCUCCUCUUUCAUGAUUUCAGCUUCAGAGUUCAUACAUGGUUACAUAAUUAUCUGUGAGAGAGGAAGUCAUGUGCAAGACAGCUGCUAUGCGCAUGGCAGAAAUCUCGAACUGAAGAUGAUACCCUGCAACAAAGAUUUCAUAUGUGUCUCUGUAGAAGACAAAUUGUAACAUCACAGCAGAAAUCUGGGACCGUCCCAGAGAAGGAAGCCUUCCCGUAGAUCCGAAGGGAUUUCUAGGAAUGCUGUGGCCUUGUGGUCGAUCUCUGGGAAGCUGUUGCCUGGCUAGCUCCAGCUGCCUGUGAAAUCGGAAGAAAUCUACGCCGCAUCUGUAGCCUGCCUCCAUACUGAUACAGAAUUUAAGUAUGGAUAACAACUUUAAGACAACGACACCUUCUUAUACUUUUCAAAGUCCUUCAGAUUCAUUGCUUUCAAUUCAUCUGUUAGAUUUCAAAACAAGUUUACUAGAAGCAGUAGAAGAAUUGCGUGUGAGAAGGGAUGCUGAAAUUAAUUAUGAAGAUCAAAUUAAUAAAAUUAUUAUGGAGAAACAGGAACUUGAGUGGCAGAAGGAAACUCUGCAGCAUGAGACAGAAGCAUUAACCAAUCAACACAAAGAAGCCAUGGCAGCUUUUAAAAAACAGUUACAAGCAAAGACAUUUACCAUGGAAGAAGAAAAGGGCAAAUUUCAGCUUGCUGUAGAAACAAAAGAAAAAGAAAUUGAUGGGCUGAAAAAAACAUUAAAAACAUUACAGAUUUCAAAAUACUCUUUACAGAAGAAACUGAACGAAAUGGAUCAAAAGCUACAAAUGCACAUAAUGACAAAGGAGGAGCAUCAUAAGAAACUGAAUGAAGUUGAGAAAUGCUAUGCUACUAUUACAUGUCAAUUUGGAAUGAUAAAAGGGGCUCAUGAGAAAUUAGAGCAGAAUGGUAAAUCUGUCAUAAAAUGUGUCUCACAAUAGCUAUUUUUUUUUUAGUAUUUUUCCUCUUUGAUGAGUAUGUGAAAAUACAGAGGUUAAUCUUGUCUUCUCCAUGGCCCUGCCGUGGUGGAACCGAUGAGUUUCUGUGAUGGAAAGGAGGAAGUAGAAUUUCUGAACCCUGUACCUAAGUCCACGGAAACUGCAUGCUUUAAUAAUCUGUUUUAUUUAAAAAUUCAGUCAAUAUAUGUAUAUGUAAAUAUACAUAUCGAAUGUAAAUAUUAGUUUUAAAAAAGAAAACUAUCCAAGCAUUAUAUGUCAAAAAAGUCUUGCUUAAUAAUGAAUUAACUAAUUUUUCAAAACUUUAAACUAACUAGAUUUUUAUAUUUAAAUAAGAGGAUGUGGGUGGCACUUACUGUGCACAUUCUUGGCAUUUUAAUGGCUGGAAUUAUUGCUCAUUAUCAUGUCUUUUGAAAUACAAUUGCGCUUAAUAUUUAAAGCAAAUGAAAACAUUUCAGUUCUUUAUUUUUAACUUCUUCUAUGCUGAAAAUAUUAUUUGUGAUUUUAUGGAAAUAUAACAGUAGCUUUCAGGAUUUAUAUUGUUUGGAAUAUAUAUAAAUAUAUUUUAUCAUGCUUCUAUAUGUAUUUCUCAGUAUUUGCAAAGUAAACAUCUGGAAAAGAUUAAAUGUAACAGCAAUAUAAAUGCUUCUAUUACAUAGGAAAAGAACUAUUCACUGUAGUAACUACAAUAUAUCUCUUACUGAAGAGAAAAUUCAUUUUAUACUGUGGUAUGUAACAGCCAUAUUAAGCAUCUAGAUCACUUAUAAAUUCUGAACAUGAAUCUACAGACAAUGGAAAAGGAAAUCGUAUAUUUUAAAAACCCCUCUAAUUUCUAACCUGUUUCCCUGAGAUUAAAAAUAAUGUUUGUGAAAACAAUUUGUAGAUUUUGAAAAUGUUGAAGCUAAAAUUGGGUGCUUCCAUGUAGUUGUAUAGUAGAGAUGCUCCUCUUUCUAAUAGGAUCCAGUGUUUUUAACUAUGAAACAAAUAAUAAUAAUAAAUAAUGCCAAUCUAUCAGGCUUUAAAACCAGGAAGGUGAAAUCCUGGUUCCAUUGAACUCGAUGGGAGGUUUCUCAUAGACUUCAGUUGGACAAAAUUUCACCUAUGAUAUUUUAUGUAUUGAAAUGUUGUCUUGGGACAUUUUAAGAAGUAUUAUAUAUUUAUUUUGAAUUUUUCUCGUAUAAUGCUGUUACUGUGAUAAACCUGAUCACAUUAUAAGCCCAAAUUUCAAACAUUCUGCCUGUAAUUCACCCACUGUAUCUAAUGCCUGAGAAUAACAUUUUUAAGAAUUUUGGAAAAAUAAUAAAAAGGAGCAGGAGCUGGAUGGCACAAAUUGGAGCUACCCAAUUGUGGAAUAGGAUUUUUGGAGAGACAAAAGGAGAGUCCACGAAGGGGAAACAGUAAAUGGGCAGAGCAUAGAAUAAGGGAUGAAGAGAAAGUAAAGGAGAUCAAGGUGCAUGAAUCGAGUAGAGGCGAAGAAGAAAUAUAAAGACUGGAGGAAAUGUACAAUUUUCUAGAUGUAGUAUUUUAAACACUUGUAGGGCAUGUCAAUACUAAAAUAUAAGGUCGACUCCAAUACUGUAGAUUUCCUACCACGCAAAUGUGUGAAGUUGAAGGUCCAUGUCCUCACUGUGCAGAAGAAUUGAAUAGAGUCCGAAGAAGUGCAUCCCCAUUAGGGAGCCUUCUGUUGAUUCAGACAGUGAGGCACCUUGGGCGGCUUUGUAUUACAGGCUAUGCUUAUGGUGUCAGCUGGGUCCAAAACUCUUCUGCGGGUGGUCCGGGACUCAUGUCACUAGAGUUCCAGAAUGCAUUUGUCUGCUCCUUCCCUCUUGCCUGACAUCAGUGGGAGGCAGCCUGCUUACACCUUUUUGUGCCCUAGUUACCCAUGCAGAUGCCAUUGUAGCAUGAGCAUGGAGUUAGGUGUUGUCAAGGCUCCUUCCCCACUCUGGCACAAUAAAUGUAGAAGUGAAGGUCUGCAAAAGUACCGCAAAACCUUAUCUUUCUAGGCUUUGGUAUAAAACUUCCCCCCAAAAUCUUUAAAAAACCUAAAUUUUGGGGAUAGAAAUCCGCAGCCACCACCCAAAUAAUGAUAAGGAAACCAGGGGAGAGAUUGCUUGGGAAAUCUCACUCCUAAAGUAAAAC